AGGGGGAAUGGCGUCAUGGAGCAGAACACAAAUUUGUGUACAUCGACGAUGUUGGAUUCGGUCGAGGUCGGUGUGAACAGUUGAAGAAAGUGGUGAGGGAGCUGUAUCCAGGUUUGGAAGAAGCGGUGACUAAUUGUUCACUGGACAGCGUAAUGAAGCAAAUCACCUUGGAAGUAUCGUACGAGCGUCUUAUAGAGAAAGAGUACUAUAGUUUCCAUGAUGUUCUCUCCAGACGGUUCAAGCUGGCUGUUUUGGAUAUGGUUGAGCGUAUGAGAAGCGAAGAAACACAACCGGUCACAGAUGAGUCAGAAAGCACUCAGUCACACGGAACUGAUGAACAGCUGACUACCACGCGUCAAUUCGAACCAGCAACACCAGAAACACAACCGGUCACAGAUGAGUCAGAAAGCACUCAGUCACAUGGAACUGAUGAACAGCUGACCACCACGCGUCAAUUCGAACCAACAACACCAGAUGUAUUUCUGGCUGAAUUGGAUCUAAUCGUCAGAGACUGGAACGAAACAAUCACCAAGAGUGGUGACGCUGCAUCAUUACAGAUUUUGGAUGAAUAUUGUCGAGAUUUGAAGAAAGUGGUGAGGGAGCUGUAUCCAGGUUUGGAAGAAGCGGUGACUAAUUGUUCACUGGACAGCGUAAUGAAGCAAAUCACCUUGGAAGUAUCGUACGAGCGUCUUAUAGAGAAAGAGUACUAUAGUUUCAAUAAUGUUCUGUAUAGACGAUUCAAGGUGGCUGUUUUGGAUAUGAUUGAGCGUAUGAAAGUUGGAGAUGUAUUUCUGGCUGAAUUGGAUCUAAUCGUCAGAGACUGGAACGAAACAAUCACCAAGAGUGGUGACGCUGCAUCAUUACAGAUUUUGGAUGAAUAUUGUCGAGAUUUGAAGAAAGUGGUGAGGGAGCUGUAUCCAGGUUUGGAAGAAGCGGUGACUAAUUGUUCACUGGACAGCGUAAUGAAGCAAAUCACCUUGGAAGUAUCGUACGAGCGUCUUAUAGAGAAAGAGUACUAUAGUUUCAAUAAUGUUCUGUAUAGACGAUUCAAGGUGGCUGUUUUGGAUAUGAUUGAGCGUAUGAAAGUUGGAGAAACACAACCGGUCACAGAUGAGUCAGAAAGCACUCAGUCACAUGGAACUGAUGAACAGCUGACUACCACGCGUCAAUUCGAACCAACAACACCAGAAACACAACCGGUCACAGAUGAGUCAGAAAGCACUCAGUCACAUGGAACUGAUGAACAGCUGACUACCACGCGUCAAUUCGAACCAACAACACCAGAAACACAACCGGUCACAGAUGAGUCAGAAAGCACUCAGUCACACGGAACUGAUGAACAGCUGACCACCACGCGUCAAUUCGAACCAGCAACACCAGAUGAGAAGAAGUCCUCCAACCACAUCAAUUUAGCGAUGACCUGGAAUCUUCAGACAAUCAUAAUUUUGAGUUUACUUAUCAUGAUAAUUACAUUUCCAAUGAUUUCAUUGUCAUUCUGGAGAUGUCACUGA
Trichobilharzia regenti is the source of this 1511-nucleotide messenger RNA. The record is from the annotation of a GenBank genome assembly. Lineage: Eukaryota; Metazoa; Platyhelminthes; Trematoda; Strigeidida; Schistosomatidae.